Monopterus albus (swamp eel) is the source of this 3577-nucleotide messenger RNA. It is a transcript of the gene gjd6, whose product is annotated as gap junction protein delta 6. Gene Ontology annotation, biological process: cell-cell signaling. The transcript has a single exon. Lineage: Eukaryota; Metazoa; Chordata; Actinopteri; Synbranchiformes; Synbranchidae. Gene Ontology annotation, cellular component: connexin complex. The record is from RefSeq and is a predicted model, not a curated record. Gene Ontology annotation, molecular function: gap junction channel activity. The coding region runs from base 2317 to 3522 and encodes 401 amino acids.
UGAAAAAACAGAAGCAUAUUUACACUACAUUUAUUUCACUUAGAGCCACUGCCUCUUAAAUACAGCAAGUAAGACAGAACCCUCAGAGUCAGCAUCUUUAUCCUGCAAUACAUUUAACUUUGUAGUUACCAGAGAUGACUUUCUGAGGAGUAGAGCAGAGCCAGCUGUAUACGUUAUAAAGGAAACCGUUCCAUUCAUAUUCAUAGUCUGUUCUCUCUUUCUACAUGUCAGCCCAGAUAAAGGUCCUGGUGAAAAAUAUAUCAUGCACACAGAGAAAAUGGUGGACUUUCUCUGACUCUCUUCUGUAUUUUCCUUCCAAUCCUGUCUGUUUUUCAUUUCCAAGCUGCUUCUGACAAAGCGCAGGGGAAAUGUACAUCACUGUUCUUUCAUGAACAGACUGAGAGGGUGGAGAAUUCCUUUGACAGCAGCAGAACAUCAAUGCACAGGGUCCCAGACAUGCUGGAAAAAACAUCUAUAUGCAGGACCCAUCGCACUAUGGUGGAGAAAAGCUACCCCUUGUCCUAUCUGUGGCUGGCACUGUGUGGGGGCCACCAAAGUGUCAACAGUUUAGCAAACAGUGGUCAUCUUUGUCAUAUUACUGUACCACUGGAUUUAAUCAUACACAUAUUUUGCCAGAACAAGCUGAUUAAGUUGUUUGUCAGUGCUAUGCAUGAUUUUAUGAGAAAUAUCCUGGUAGCAACAGCAUGACACAGGCAGGUGAAGCUGCCAGCUCUCACAGCUUAACCAUUUGGAUGAAGGUGAGUUCAUGAGUUGACUGAAAAAUAAGAACAAAUGGAAGCUGGUUGGAUGGUUUAAAGAAAGCAUCAUGCUUAAGGAAACAAAUACACAAUCAGAGGUAAGCUGUUGUGGUGCAGACUGGUUAAAACAGUAGCACACUUUCUAAUGUUCACUGUUUUUGGUACAUAUUUAUUUUAAGCAGGUAAUAUGUGAACGUUCUAAGUCCUGGCUUUGGCCUCUGAUUCACAUCUAUUAAAUAAAAAAAUGGUCUGAAUGAUAAAUGUCCUGUUUUUUAGCAAGAAAAUACAUUUUGAAUAAAGCAAAUGUUUUUCAGUUUGUGUAUGUGCAUGUUUAGAGUUGUGCAAAAUUAUACAACUUUUAGUCAUGUGAUAAAAAUGUCUACCAGUGUUAAAAUGGACCAUCUGCCCUUGCUUUUACAUGCAAACUAUUGUACCCAUUUGUACAAAAGCAAAGUGAAGGAGGCUGUGUGAAGACAAAAAACAUCUGAGAGAAAUUUAAAAACCAAACCAUACACUGUCCCUAUAUGAGUAUUAGAUUUUGUUGGGUGCAACUCUCUGAUUCCACCACAGGAAUGGGGGUUUCUGACAUUUGAUCCAACAAACACCUUAUUCAAAACAUACUGAGGCCUGAAGAACAUUAAGUAUGAGACAUUUUUAUCUAACGCUUCACCAAAUGUUUCUGUUCAUGUCAUAAAUAGAAAGUGUGCAGACAGAGACUCAGAUGGGGGUUGCCAGGACUGUUUGAAGUAAGGAAAGGGGUCACUAAGUGUUUUAUCUGGGGGACAGAUGAUUUGAUGCUAGCAGACCUUUCAAGGGUCUUUUUUAAAAAACACAGAUAAGAGGAUUGGCAAGUGACUGGAAAGGAGCAGACUGAAUCUCACCAGAGGGUAGGUUGGACUCUGGGCAGCAUUAUUUUCACCUGUCUAAACCUUAUUCUCUCAUUAUUCUUGGUCAGUCAUGUAUCCCAAUGCAAGCUCUUUUAUUGCUUUUUCGUGUAACAGUGUCCAAGUGUAGUCCAGAAUGAGAGUGAGUGAUGCUCUUCUGGAAUGUAAAAUAUACCUCUCCAUUAAAGGAAGAACCCAUUAGCUUUCAGAGAGUAAUCAGCGAAGAAUGCGCUAUCAGUUGGCACUAUCAGCAGGUCCUCCAGUAGAGGAAGGGUGAUGUCUCUUGGUUUUAAAAUGGAUCCUAAAGACAAGAGAGAAAUGAGUGUGCCAAGCAACUCAUGUCAAGUGGACAUCCUUAUCUAUUGAAGAUGGGAUGGCUCUCUCUGGCCAUGGUUCCACUGCUUUCAAGGCAGCCAGGCAGGGAGAGUCUAUUGCAGGCUUCAGCCAGGGAGGAUAGGUGUUUAGAAGAACCUUCUGACUAAGAGAUUUGAAGUAGUAGCUGCUAAAAUUGAGGAAAAAUUCAAGAACUCGGGUCUUCUUCUGUGUGGUGUGAGGUGCUGGCAAGUUUAUUGGGGCAGAGGUUCACGAGAAAGAGAGGUGGAUCAGUCCAGAGCAGACUGCUGUACUCCAGGCAGUUCGUCCCUCCUCGAGGCAGCCGGCAGCCACAGGCCAUCAUGACAGAGUGGACCCUGCUCAAACGUCUCCUGGAUGCUGUCCACCAGCACUCCACCAUGAUCGGUCGCCUGUGGCUCACUGUCAUGGUCAUCUUCCGGCUGCUUAUUGUAGCUGUGGCUACAGAAGAUGUGUACACUGAUGAGCAGGAGAUGUUUGUGUGCAACACGCUGCAGCCAGGAUGCUCCACCGUCUGCUACGAUGCAUUUGCACCCAUCUCGCAACCUCGCUUCUGGGUAUUCCACAUCAUCAGUGUCUCCACGCCAUCCCUCUGCUUCAUCAUCUACACAUGGCACAACUUGUCCAAGCAGCCCCACAACACCACCCAGAGGUUGGGGCAAGGACUGGGGGAUAUUUCUGGAGACGGAGGCCCAGAUGUGCAGCGAGAUGGUGGACAGGAGGCAUAUGAUCAGAGCUGUGACUCAGACAGUUGUUCCAUUCGCUCCCAUAAGCACCUAGGUCACAGCCUGGCAGAUGUGCUGGAGGGCAUCACGGCCCAGAACCUCCAGAGGGGAGAUCCCAGCAACACAGUGUCCUUGACCCAGGCACGACCUUACCCCUUGAGGAAGGGGAGUGCAGAGGGUCACGCGAUGCCCGGAGGGGUUCUGUCUAAAUGUUACAUCUUUCAUGUGUGUUUACGUGCUGUUCUGGAGUUGGGCUUUGUCCUGGCCCAGUGGAAGCUAUUUGGCUUCCAGGUGCCUGUCCAUUUUCUUUGCACCUCAGCCCCCUGCAGCCAGCCGGUGGACUGCUAUGUCUCCCGGCCUACAGAGAAGACCAUCUUCUUACUCUUCAUGUUUUGCGUGGGGGUUUUCUGUAUCCUUCUCAACCUGCUGGAGCUCAACCAUCUAGGCUGGAAAAAGAUUCGGCAGGUGGUGAGGCUGAGAGACAGCACAUCCUGGAGAGGUUGUCCAGGUAUGAGGAGGGGAUAUGAAACCUUCCUCCCAGACAGCCCUUCUUUCACAUCCACUGUAGGCUUUAGGCAUGUGACCAGCACCAGCUCCCUGCCCACCUUGGACCUGGUGGUGGGUCACCAGCCUGACUGGACUUGUGCUGUGAACUGUGACAAGAUGUGGGAGCCUCAGGGGGUCAGAGAAAGUAGACUGGAGCAAGGAAAGAAACAAGUCUGCCCACAAGGAGAGAGGGAGCCACUGAAGAGUAAGAGGGAAGUCAGAGCAUCCAAGCAGAGGAGUGCUGAGGUCUGGAUAUAGUCUACAACCAUGAAGCAUGUUGAUGCCUUUUUCCAAGAUCGCACUCUGGAAUACA